AGUGCGGCCCCGGGACCCCGCGGGUAGGCCUAGGGAACGGAGUCAGCCUCUGCAGCGUGUUUCUGCCUGGUGUGUGGGUGAGGGAAACCUAAGUCCGCCAGGAAAUCGCCUUAUUGUCACCUCGCACUCUUGUCCUCAAUGAAAGAAGUUUGAAGAUUGAGUGUCCUACAAGGUAAUUUUCCUGCAUGGAUUGGGAGAUACUGGGCAUGGAUGGGCAGAAGCCUUUGCAGGCCUGUUAGGCCUGUUACAUUAAAUAUGAACAUGGCUAUACCUUCAUGGUUUGAUAUUAUUGGGCUUUCACCAGAUUCACAGGAGGAUGAAUCUGGGAUUAAACAGGCAGCAGAAAAUAUAAAAGCUUUGAUUGAUCAAGCAGUGAAGAAUGGCAUUCCUUCUAACAGAAUUAUUUGGGGAGAGUUUUCUCAGGGAGGAGCUUUGUCUUUAUAUACUGCCCUUACCAUGCAGCAGAAACUGUCAGGUGUUACUGCACUCAGUUGCUGGCUUCCACUUCGGGCUUCCUUUCCACAGGGUCCUAUCGGUGGUGCUAAUAGAGAUAUUUCUGUUCUCCAGUGCCACGGGGAUUGUGACCUUUUAGUUCCCCUGAUGUUUGGUUCUCUUAAGGUUGAAAAACUAAAAACAUUGGUGAAUCCAGCCAAUAUGACCUUUAAAACCUAUGAAGGUAUGAUGCACAGUUCGUGUCAACAGGAAAUGAUGGAUGUCAAGCAAUUCAUUGAUAAACUCCUACCUCCAAUUGAUUGACGUCACUGAGGCCUUGUGUAGAAGUACACCAGCAUCACUGUAGUAGAGUAUAAACCUUUUCCCAUACCCAGUCUUCAAAUUUCUAAUGUUUUGCAGUGUUAAAAUGUUUUGCAAAUACAUGCCAGUGACACAGAUCAAAUAAUGUCUCCUCAUGAGAAAUUUAUGAUCUUUUAAGUUUCUAUGCAUGUAUUCUUAUAAGAAGACCCAGGAUAUACUAUAUUAGAAUAGAUGAAGCAGGUAGCUUCUUUUUUCUCAAAUGUAAUUCAUCAAAAUAAUACAGUACUGCCACCAGAUUUUUUAUUACAUCAUUUGAAAAUUAGCAGUAUGCUUAAUGAAAAUUUGUUCAGGUAUAAAUGAGCAGUUAAGAU
This is a messenger RNA of Symphalangus syndactylus (siamang), 1124 nucleotides long. Its product is annotated as acyl-protein thioesterase 1-like. Lineage: Eukaryota; Metazoa; Chordata; Mammalia; Primates; Hylobatidae. Gene Ontology annotation, molecular function: palmitoyl-(protein) hydrolase activity; carboxylic ester hydrolase activity. Gene Ontology annotation, biological process: protein depalmitoylation. Gene Ontology annotation, cellular component: cytoplasm. The record is from RefSeq and is a predicted model, not a curated record.